Molecule: messenger RNA, 1233 nt
Organism: Cooperia oncophora
Lineage: Eukaryota; Metazoa; Nematoda; Chromadorea; Rhabditida; Trichostrongylidae
Source: the annotation of a GenBank genome assembly
CUCUUUGAAGGUAUCCAGCUUGCUGCCGGGGAUCAUUUCACUCCUGAGGAAGACGCCAGGAUCCGUAAGAAUUGGCGUACGAUUGCACACAAAUAUGGCUUCAUCUAUGAGGAUGCCCGCUAUUACGUUGGAUAUUCCGAAGACUUGGAGUCUGUACGGCUGCAACGACUCCAAAGCGCUCUUCUUAUCAGUGUAGGGAUGUGGCCGAAAUUGUGUCGAAAACUGGAGUGUCGAAGCGCAUAUCAGAUCCAGAGGCGGGUGUUAUACAUUUUUGACCCCUAUUAUGUCGGUGGUCCGUCGCCACUGCCGCAGGAAAUGGUUUUACGCAUCCAUGAACGUGCGCUGCGUGGUGAAUCCCGAUGGCAAAUAGCUCUUUCCUUGGGUGUAUCAAGAAGUCGAAUAGACAGUGUCCUCAGAAACAAGAAGCAACAGAUGGAGCGACACGAAACAGUUUUGUCAAAAUCGUCAUUAUGCGAAUCGCAGGUUGCCGAAUAUCUUCGGUCAUCUCCAUUGAAAAUCAAAAUCGCACUCGCACAUUUCAACUGGGCUCAAUUGAUACCUUUAUUUCGGCCUUUGCAAGCUAAUGAAAUCAAGCAUGAAUGGAGAAGCAUUCUGAAGCAACUUAGUGACUCAUAUCUUGUCCACCUCGAAUCACUUGAAAAUGAUCAAGCGUGGGUUUCUGCUAUGAACGAGGUCAUGCCAGAGGUGCGAUUUUCCUUGGACGAUUUAAUAUAUUACACGAAAGCCUUGAGAAAGUGCAUUGCUAGAAGUGCUACUACGGUUCACUCACUAUUUAUAGAUAAAGAAAAACUUUUGAAAAAACUGUCCGCUAGAGGAAUUGCUGAUGUUGACAGAUUCGAUUUGUGCACUUGUCCUAUAUAUAAAAGAAUUCUAAGUUUUAUACGGGUUCGAAACUCGGGAAUUUUCCGGCAGCUGCGUUUUCCAUUAACCGCUCGAGAUACAUUGCGCAUAUUGGAGGCAUGUUAUAGGCGUCUGAAACCAGCUGUAACUGAAAUCACUCCGAGAUCGUCCCUCCCCAAAAUAUCAAUGCAUCUUCUAGUCGAGUGCAUUAUCGACAGAAUGCUGCACAUCGAUCCUUCAUGGCAGCCACCACUGGUGCGCUCCUGGAAUCAUGUGCGCUACUUCUCAAAAUACUCAAACAACGAAGAAAUCAGGAACUGUGUCGUUGACGAUCGUCGAAUGAGGGAGACGCUCUUUGAGGAUCCGCAGUAG